Necator americanus (New World hookworm) is the source of this 732-nucleotide messenger RNA. RefSeq lists its product as uncharacterized. Lineage: Eukaryota; Metazoa; Nematoda; Chromadorea; Rhabditida; Ancylostomatidae. The transcript has 6 exons. The coding region runs from base 1 to 732 and encodes 243 amino acids. Gene Ontology annotation, molecular function: molecular adaptor activity. The record is from RefSeq and is a predicted model, not a curated record. Gene Ontology annotation, biological process: caveola assembly. Gene Ontology annotation, cellular component: plasma membrane; caveola.
AUGAGCAGGAAAAGUUCUGGCAGUUCCAUAUCUCCAAGGCAUUCAAAAAACGACAAUUCUCCAAGCCAUUACGUCAAUGAAGUACACGAAGAAGCAAGCUACGAAAGUGUAUCCAGAACUACGAAAGUGACACAGAUCGACGUGCAGCCGGCGCCAGAGGAAGCGAAAUAUGUAGUGCCAGCCGAGUCAAACCGCCCCCGCCCUAAUCCGAAAACACCUCUGCCCAUGCCAGAACAUACAGUGAAGGAAAAGAAUCCUCAGACAGCAUUCGACUUCAACCUUGACAGUUCGAAAGAAGUAAUCGCCCACCAUCUGGAUCUGGAGAACCGUGACCGGAAUGGCGUGAAUAAAGACCUGAAGGUCAAAUUUCUCGAUAUUUUUGCCGAGCCAGAUCCGGAAUACCACAGUGUUGCCUGCGUCUGGACCUGUAGCUAUAGAGUGUUCGAAAUAACACGGAUCUAUUGCUACAAAAUAUUAACUCUCAUACUUGGUCUGCCCAUCGUGUUCAUUGCUGGACUCGUUUUCGCUUUGUUCACCUUUGCGAGGAUAUGGAUUGUUCAGCCCACUUUCACUCUUGUGAGAAUCGUACUCGCUCAAAUACUCAUCAUCUGGUCAACAGCCGUGAUUUACGUGUGCCGUCCAUUUUUCUACUCUGUUGGAGCAGUAUUUAGCACAUUUCGAUUACAUCGUACUGAUGGUCCUAUAAUUCAAGAAGUCUGGGAACACGUUUAA